AUGGAGAUAACUGCGGCCCUUUUGGCCAGCAUGACCGACGUAGAGCAAAGUGUCAAAAAGCUGGUCACAGAUGCCAAUCUGAGGCUGGUCGGCCUUCUGGCACCUCACCAGGAUGUAAGGGAAUCCACUGCGGGGAGUGUCGCUAGCGCAGAAGCCUUCAAAAAACAACAAGAUGUGUCACAACCCCCGAUGAGGAGGGUAACAAGCAUGACCAUUCAUGACCCAUCCGGCACCCUGCGACCUACUGCUACCUCGGUCCCUUUAGGGAGGGGCAAGAAGAAGGCUUCCGAGCCUAUUCUUGAAUCAUCGGACGAUAACGACAUGCCUACUGACCGAGCCGUUGACUUGUAUGCCAAAUCAGCGAGCAAGAAAAAGUCCAGCAAGCGCCAGCCUGGGGAAGGCUGUAGCAACCCUUCCACGAAGAGGACUCGAAUAGAGGACCCUCAUGCGCCAACUCCCACAAAGGAGACAACUCCUCCACCAGCUUCUACUAAAGAGACAACUCUGCCAACUCCUGUGAAUCAAGAUCCCCUAGCUCCAGUCAAACAGACUCCCCCUGUGGCUCCUGCUGACCUCACUCCUCCAGCUUUCACCGAUCAGACGCCUGCUGGUCGCCGAGAAGAAGCCUCGAGAGAAGAUCUCACAAGCGUGGUGCUCAAUUCAGCCAAAGAUAGGCUGACUAAAAUAACAAAGCACUGCCGCAAUCGAGAGGCGAUCCAAGAAACUGGCUCUAUGGCAGUCGACCAAGUCUUCAACCGUGCACUGAACGAAGUGCUGGCUCGGAGCUUGAGGACACUGACUGCCCAGUUUGAGAAAAGACUCAGCAACCAGCUUGGCAUAGCCGAGACCCAACAUGCUGAGCAUCUUAAGGCUAUCAAAGCUAAACACACCGAGCAGCUCAAGGAGGUUGAAGCGAAGCAUUCUGAGGCGCUCAAGGUGAUCGAGGCAACACACACAGAGGCGCAACAAACGGCUGGCGCUAAACUUGCCUCCCUCGAAGAGGAAAUGAAGAAGAAAGAAGCAAGUAUUGCCAAGAUCACUGCUUCCAAGGAUCAGUACAAAAAGCCUCACUUAUGA
Molecule: messenger RNA, 1077 nt
Organism: Humulus lupulus (European hop)
Lineage: Eukaryota; Viridiplantae; Streptophyta; Magnoliopsida; Rosales; Cannabaceae
Exons: 3
Coding region: 1-1077 (358 amino acids)
Source: RefSeq, a predicted model, not a curated record